This is a messenger RNA of Dryobates pubescens (Downy woodpecker), 3532 nucleotides long. RefSeq names its product heterogeneous nuclear ribonucleoprotein U (gene HNRNPU). Gene Ontology annotation, biological process: regulation of alternative mRNA splicing, via spliceosome; positive regulation of transcription by RNA polymerase II; negative regulation of telomere maintenance via telomerase. The transcript is spliced from 14 exons. The coding region runs from base 216 to 2726 and encodes 836 amino acids. Gene Ontology annotation, cellular component: mitotic spindle microtubule; inactive sex chromosome; cytoplasmic ribonucleoprotein granule. NCBI's taxonomy places the organism in Eukaryota, Metazoa, Chordata, Aves, Piciformes, Picidae. Gene Ontology annotation, molecular function: promoter-specific chromatin binding; ribonucleoprotein complex binding; TFIIH-class transcription factor complex binding. The record is from RefSeq and is a predicted model, not a curated record.
GUGCUGCGUGCUCGGCCCCGCGAGGCGCGUCUCCCUCGCGAGCUCGGUGAAAGGAUUUGGCGCCAGGCGGGUCCGCUCUGCAGCUGCCGCAGCCGCACGAACCAGCCGCGCCACCCACCCACCGCCUCCCGCCGGGGCCUCGACCUAGAGCCGCCGCUGCCCGCCCCAGCCCAGAGCCGCCCGCGCGCCGCCCAAGGGAUCGAGCCGCCGCCGCCAUGAGCUGCUCGCCCGUGAACGUGAAGAAGCUGAAGGUGUCGGAGCUGAAGGAAGAGCUGAAAAAGCGGCGCCUUUCCGACAAGGGCCUUAAGGCCGAGCUCAUGGAGCGGCUCCAGGCCGCGUUAGACCAGGAGGAGGCUGGUGGGGGAGGCCCCGCUAGCAGCGCAAUUGAGCCUGGCAACGGCAGCAUGGAGGGGGAGGCAGCCGAGAGCGGCGGGGGCGCCUCGCAGCUCCACCAAGGGGGAGGCCUCGACCAGGCCGCGGCCUCCACCGCGGAGGACGACGACGAGGAAGGGCUGGAGGCCGCCGAUGGCGACGCCAUGGAGCUGGGCGAGGAGAACGGCGAGCGGGCGGGGGCCGGGGGCGGCCCGAUGGAAGAGGAGGCGGGCGGCGAGGAGGAGGAAGAGGAGGAGGAGGAGGAUGAGAACGGAGACGACCAGGGUUUCCAAGAGGGGGAGGACGAGCUCGCCGACGAGGAGGAGGCAGCGGCUGGGGACGCCAACGGGCACGGGGAGCAGCAGCCGCCCCAGCAGCAGCAGCCCCCACCGCUCCUUCAGCCGCGCGGUGCUGCCAAGGAAGCCCCUGGCAAAACCUCUGGCGGCGCCUCGGGGCCCCAGGUGGCGUCUCCCUCUGGCCCAGGAGGCCCCGCCAAGCAGCAGCAGCAGCAGAAGAAAGCGGAAGGUGGCGGUGGCGGCGGCCGCCCCGGGGCUCAGGCUACUGGGGGAGAUGCUAAAACAGAACAAAAACCUGGUGAGAAAAAGAGGGGAGUGAAGAGACCACGUGAAGACCAUGGCCGUGGAUAUUUUGAAUACAUUGAGGAAAACAAGUACAGCAGGGCCAAGUCCCCUCAGCCUCCUGUUGAAGAAGAAGAUGAACAUUUUGAUGACACAGUGGUUUGUCUUGAUACUUAUAACUGUGACCUGCAUUUUAAAAUCUCAAGAGACCGAUUUAGUGCUUCCUCUCUGACCAUGGAAAGCUUUGCUUUCCUUUGGGCUGGGGGGAGAGCCUCCUAUGGAGUUUCUAAAGGCAAAGUCUGCUUUGAAAUGAAGGUUACAGAAAAGAUUCCUGUUAAACAUCUCUAUACAAAAGACAUUGACAUACAUGAAGUACGAGUGGGCUGGUCUCUGAACACAAGCGGAAUGUUGCUUGGUGAAGAAGAAUUUUCUUACGGGUAUUCUCUAAAAGGAAUAAAGACAUGCAAUUGUGAGACUGAAGACUUUGGUGAGAAGUUUGAUGAAAAUGAUGUGAUUGGAUGUUUUGCUAAUUUUGAUGGUGAUGAAGUGGAACUCUCAUAUUCCAAGAACGGACAAGAGCUUGGUGUUGCAUUCAAAAUCAGUAAGGAAGUUCUUGAUGGGCGGCCACUCUUCCCACAUGUUCUCUGCCAUAACUGUGCAGUUGAGUUCAACUUUGGUCAGAAGGAGGAACCUUAUUUUCCUGUACCUGAGGAGUACACCUUCAUUCAGAAGGUCCCCCUGGAUGAUAGGGUCCGAGGACCAAAAGGACCUGAGCAAAAGAAGGAUUGUGAGGUGGUGAUGAUGAUUGGCUUGCCUGGAGCUGGCAAGACUACUUGGGUUACCAAACAUGCAGCAGCAAAUCCUGGGAAAUACAACAUUCUUGGGACAAAUACUAUUAUGGACAAAAUGAUGGUUGCAGGUUUUAAGCGGCAGAUGGCAGACACUGGAAAACUUAACACGCUGUUGCAGAGAGCUCCACAGUGUCUUGGAAAGUUCAUUGAGAUUGCAGCUCGCAAGAAGCGGAAUUUCAUUUUGGAUCAGACAAAUGUGUCUGCAGCUGCGCAGAGGAGAAAAAUGUGCCUGUUUGCAGGCUUCCAGCGCAAAGCAGUUGUUGUUUGCCCAAAAGAUGAAGACUACAAGCAAAGAACACAAAAGAAGGCAGAGGUGGAGGGAAAAGAUCUUCCAGAGCAUGCAGUUCUCAAAAUGAAAGGGAACUUCACACUGCCAGAGGUAGCAGAAUGUUUCGAUGAAAUAAUCUAUGUAGAGUUGCAAAAAGAAGAAGCUCAAAAGCUUUUGGAACAGUAUAAAGAAGAAAGUAAGAAAUCUCUUCCGCCAGAAAAGAAACAGAAUACUGGCUCAAAGAAGAACAAGAAGAGCAAUAAAAAUCAGUUUAAUAGGGGUCAGAGAGGACGUGGAGGAUUCAACAUGCGUGGCAAUUUCAGAGGAGGAGUCCCUGGCAAUCGUGGUGGAUACAACAGGAGGGGAGGCAACAUGCCUCAGCGAGGUGGUGGAGGCGGCGGCGGUGGUGGCAGCAGUGGUGCAAUUGGCUACCCGUAUCCUCGUGGCCCUGUCUUUCCCAGCAGAGGUGGCUACUCGAACAGAGGAAACUAUAACAGAGGAGGAAUGCCCAACAGGGGAAACUAUAACCAGAACUUCAGAGGAAGGGGAAAUAAUCGUGGCUACAAAAACCAAUCUCAGGGCUACAACCAGUGGCAGCAGGGUCAAUUCUGGGGUCAGAAGCCAUGGAGUCAGCAUUAUCACCAAGGAUAUUAUUGAAUACCCAAAUAAAUGAACUGAUACAUAUUUCUCCAAAACCUUCACAAGAAGUCGACUGUUUUCUUUAGUAGGCUAACUUUUUAAACAUUCCACAAGAGGAAGUGCCUGCGGGUUCCUUUUUUAGAAGCUUUGUGGGUUGAUUUUUUUUUUCCUUUUCUUUUUUUUGUACAUUUUUAAUUGCAGUUUUAAAGUGGUUCGUAAGAGAACCUCAGCAUUGUGCACGAUAAGAGAAUGUGUCAGUAUUUCAGGGUUCUACAUUUUAUCUGUAAAAUGUGACUUUUUUUUUACCACAAAAAAAGUAAAACUUUGCUUUGUACCUGGUGUCUUUUUAUUAAAGAAUUUUCUCCUUUUUCCCUAUCCCCCAAUUUCUAAGAAACAGUCGUGAGUCAUGUCACAAUACAAUAGAAAUGUUAGCAACCAGAUUCAUAUAGAGGCUCCUUAAUAGCCCUCAUGAAUACCAUGAGAUUAUGUAAAGCUCCAUAUUACACUCCAUUCUCUCUAUGAAGCUUCUGGGUGGAAAAGGGGAGGAGGGGGAGUUAAAAGUUUCUGGCAAUAACUAGGACUUUUUUGUAACGUUUGAACUCAAUAAGAUGUUGGGGGGCAAAGAGGAAACCUGGGGCUAAAUAGUGAAGGUGGAGUGUAUGUAGAAGCUCUUAAAAGUUGUAAAACUUGGUUGCAUUAUUUGUGGAGGCUCAAACUUGUGAAGGUACAACACCAUAAUUUCUUUUCCAUUUGUUCUGCAUUUUGAUUCUGAAAAGAAGCUGGCUUUGCCCAUUUCUUAUUAAACAAAACUUGUUGUAAAUCCA